GAAUACAGUGAAGAGCUCUGAUGGAACUAAGCCAUUUCACGGUAUGCUGGAAUUUCCAGGAGUUCUCCCAACAAAAGUUCCAGGUGCUACUUUUUUUAGUUCUGCUGCCAGAUCCAUUAGCAAUCCUGAUACUGACUGUAGGAGACAGGCACUAGCUAUCCUUUAUUCAUCCACUCCAAGGCAUUUAUCAGGUAAAAGAAGCCCACAUUUCUGUGCCAAAAUGUCAGUAUUGCCUAGAAGUUUCAGUUCCUUACAACCUCUGGAGGACACUGGUUUUGAACCGCAGGAACUGAAAAGAUCAAAAAGUGUUUCAGCUACUGGGGCCUGUCCAUCAUAUGAAAUGCCUGUUCCUUGGCAUCAGAACAAUCUGACUGACUAUGAAGAAAGUCCCAAACUGGGCAUGCAGAAACUAACACCCACAAGAAGCUGCUCUAUAGCGGGGCAAAUGAGAAGAAUGUCCUCCUUCCAGGCUGAUUACUGGGCAUGUGCAAUACCUGAUUCUCUACCACCAUCACCAGACCGUCAGUCCCCGCUUUGGAAUCCUAAUAAAGAAUAUGAGGACUUGCUUGAUUAUACUUACCCUUUACGGCCCAAAUACAAGCUUGCCAAAAAUCUCAAAGAUUCCACUGUCCAUGAUUCUGGAAUUGAUCUUGAUAGCCUCUCCAUUUCCCCUGAGAGUACCUUGAAGUCUAUGAGUAUGUGGGACCAAGAACGCCAAACCAGGGAGAGCCCUACUGCACAGAGACUUUCAAGUCCUUUCUUGAAAAAGCUGGAAUGCUCAGUUCCAGUUUCUCACUACAGAAUAUCACCCAUUGGGAAAAGGUCCCUGGCAGAUGGCGAAAUUGGCAUUUCUGGAGGGAUGUCAUCUAGUUUAUCUCCUAGAUGCCUUGAGCCACCCAAUUCCCCUUUUGUAACUGAGCAAGGAUGCCACAAAAAUAGACAUGAGUGCCUUUUGAGGAGAAAAGCUGCUAGUGGAAACUUCGUGCGCUCUACAAGUAUAUUGGCCUUACAGAAAGAAUGUGCCAGUGAUGAUGAAUAUCUCUCCUUACCACCAAGACUCAAGGAGUUAGAGACGUUGGCACAGCAACUAACUGAUCUUACACUGACUAUAAAGAAACCUGAACAUGGCCAGGAACAAGAUGACUUUGCCUGCAUCAGUGUGAAUGGGCAGCAGCUUCUGCCAGAGAUUCAAGGAGAUAGUGAUGGCAAUGAGAGCCAGUGGGAAUUGUAUUCUGACUCUUUCCAUACGUGCAGUUUCCAAGAACCUGAUGAAAUAGACAUUCUAAGGGAUCAAACCAGCAAGGACCAUGAAAGUGAGCCAAGGGAAAUUGCUGGCACUGAUUUUCUUGAAAUGAGAUGCCCAGAGUUCCUUUCUAUCAAGGAAGAAAAGAAGGACCAUUACUCUCUUGCGCAGUGUAUUAAGAUGUUUUGCUAUCAGUUGGAAGAGCUCAUUCGCUGGCUACAUAAAAUGGCUGAAGUUAUUGAUCACUGGGCUCCUCCCAGGCCAGACAUUGAAAGUGUUAAAGCAUCAUUUCAAAACUACCUGGAACUCAAAAAAGAUUUAGCUGAGCACCAAGCAUUGACUGAAAGUGUGAUGCAUGAUGGGGAAAAACUUCUUAAAUGCAUGUCAACAAAUUCACCAGUUUUACAGAAAACUCUUGGCUUGAUUGCAAAACAUUCGGAUAUGCUUAAAAGCCAUGCUGAACGAUUGUAUGAAUCUAUUUUAGCAGCAAUAUAUACUCUUGAUGACGGCUUGAGGAAGCAUUGCGAUGUUCAAGAAACUGCGGUCCACAAAGAUACAUCUGAAUAAAACUUCUGUUGAUGUGGACGAAUGAAAUAACUACAUCCAUAAAUAAUAUGAUGAGGCUCCCUAUUCAAGAACUACUUUUCCUUCAAAAUUUUGAUGUGCUACAAUGACAUCAAACUUGGUUUCCAAGUUCAGAAGGUACAACAAUGGGCUUUGUAUCUGGCAACAAAGUGUUGAAGAACAGUGUGGAAGGGAAACUUCUGAUGUUGGAGGUUUAAUAAUGCAUUUCUAAUUUGAAUAUUUAUUUGCCAGGGCUCUGCAUUCUUCAGAAAUUAUUCAGAAGUGUUUAUGUGAGACACAAAUUCCAUUGAGCCUCAAAAAAAAGCUGCAGUUGGUUUGAAAGUCAGCUCACGAAUGGACUUCUUAAAGUGGCAGCACUUCAUUUUCAGAUUUGUGUUGCUGCCUGAAACAAAAUAGAGGCUGCUAUAUAAAACAGCCGAAAUACUUUUUUAUGGGAGAUCCAAAGUGCUUCAAAAUAAUAAUCAAAAAAUGUAUAGCCCUAUUAUUUGUUUUGUAUUUUUUUCAAUUAAUAAUUGUAAGUCUUCAGUUUAUCUCAUGUGACAAAUUAUAUGGAAGCUACAUUUCAAAUAAAGCAACUUU
This is a messenger RNA of Protobothrops mucrosquamatus (brown spotted pit viper), 2407 nucleotides long. Its product is annotated as centrosomal protein of 68 kDa-like. The transcript has 5 exons. The record is from RefSeq and is a predicted model, not a curated record. NCBI's taxonomy places the organism in Eukaryota, Metazoa, Chordata, Lepidosauria, Squamata, Viperidae. Bases 44 to 1810 code for a protein of 588 amino acids.